Molecule: messenger RNA, 3085 nt
Organism: Closterium sp. NIES-67
Lineage: Eukaryota; Viridiplantae; Streptophyta; Zygnematophyceae; Desmidiales; Closteriaceae
Source: the annotation of a GenBank genome assembly
CCUACUGCACAGUAUCCUCCUGUGGCCCGUUGCCUUGUAGCGAUAACUGAUCUUGUACGUCCAGCUUCUGUGGUCUUAUCACCACCAACUCCAGCCUGGCAAUUGGUUGGGGUGCGUGGCACUACCGUGUGCGCCAGACUGGCGAGACCACCUCCAGGCGUUUGUUUCGCCUGGCGAAUUCGAAUCUGCAAUAGCUCUGCUGGGAGUUCACCAAGCGACAGCCUGCGGACUUGUCAGUGCUUCACAGAGACAGCCUCCACAAGGAGUUUCACUGAGCCUAUGCCUGAGCGUACUGGGUCCAGUACAGGCUCCACUGGCGAUUCAAGUUCAAGGCUACUAGUAGGGCUAGAGAUCCGACGAGCCGGAUCGCUACGGCAGAGCUGCCUCUAGAAAUACCUGGCAUUGGUAGCUUUGCCGAACCGAGACAGGGUUUCCCAGGGCUACUAGGGCUAGAGACCUGACACACCGUAGUGCCACGGCAGAGCUGCUGCGAGGAAGCUCAGCCUGGCCUGGGGACGAUCCUUCGUGCGAUCAGCAAGGCGGCCCUUCGCUACACGCGGUUGACCGGUCACGCGGAGUUGCUAGUGGGUUGCUAGUGCGAUAUGUCGGUCCGAGUCUCGAACUGACUUUUGAGUCGACUCAACGGUCACGCGGAGUUGCUUGCGGGUUGCUAGAGCGAUAUGUCGGUCCGAGUCGCGAUGGAACUUUCCUUCAGUCUCAGUCGGCCCGCGCGCGAUUCGAAAGCAAAGAUGAUUGAUCCGUUUGAGGUUCCAUAAAAGAAAUCAGCGUUCAUUUCAGCUCGUCGUCAGUCCAGAUCAACAACCUUUCCCCGACAUUACUAUCAUUACCAGCUCAACAGGCAGCCCAGUCAUUACUAGCAGAGUGCGUUCUUGUUAUAAGUAGGGUUGUUACACGUGCCAACUAUGGGAAGGCUUGAAAAUUUCGCCCUGCCGUUUCUGUUCCUGUUGCCGUGCUGCAUGAUGGCGUGUGCGCCAGCAGAUGCAGCACGCGCGUUGAAGGAGAAUCUGGUCAACCCCAAUGGCCCAACCCUCUCACUCCAGGCGUUUCGUAACACAGCAGCUGACAACGCUUCUCUUUCCCCUGCUGCUGCAGCAGCAGCAGCAGCCGGAGGCGAUCAGAACAAUGGUUCUGCCACGGAGGCUGCUGUGGAAUCUGAGCCGCCCAUCAACCCCGUCUCCGAGCCUGCUGCGGGAUGCGAGGAGUCUCCAGCUGAUAAUGUUGGCGAUGUGGAGACAGCUGACGAGCAGACAGGGGACGAGCAGACAGGCGACGAGCAGACAGGGGACGAGCAGACAGGUGACGAGCAGACAGGGGACGAGCAGACAGGCGACGAGCAGACAGGGGACGAGCAGACAGGCGACGAGCAGACAGGGGACGAGCAGACAGGCGACGAGCAGACAGGGGACGAGCAGACAGGGGACGAGCAGACAGGCGACGAGCAGACAGGGGACGAGCAGACAGGCGACGAGCAGACAGGGGACGAGCAGACAGGGGACGAGCAGACAGGCGACGAGCAGACAGGGGACGAGCAGACAGGCGACGAGCAGACAGGCGACGAGCAGACAGGGGACGAGCAGACAGGCGACGAGCAGACAGGUGACGAGCAGACAGGGGACGAGCAGACAGGCGACGAGCAGACAGGUGACGAGCAGACAGGCGACGAGCAGACAGGGGACGAGCAGACAGGCGACGAGCAGACAGGUGACGAGCAGACAGGGGACGAGCAGACAGGCGACGAGCAGACAGGUGACGAGCAGACAGGCGACGAGCAGACAGGGGACGAGCAGACAGGCGACGAGCAGACAGGUGACGAGCAGACAGGGGACGAGCAGACAGGCGACGAGCAGACAGGGGACGAGCAGACAGGCGACGAGCAGACAGGCGACGAGCAGACAGGUGACGAGCCUGAUAGUGCUGACUCCAGUGCUCCUGUUCCGAAUGACCAUGGUCCGUACCUUCUGGGAUCUGAUCUAAAGCCUGCCGAGGGAUCAGAAGAGGAGGUUCCAGCAGGAGAUGAGCAUGGGCCGUUGCCAGUAGUCCAUGUUCCUCAGCCGGAAGAUGCAGAUGAGGAAGAGGCUUCAGGUUCCCAGGGUGCUCCACCCAAGCCUGAUGGUGCUGAUAUCAAUCCUCCACCUGUUUCGAAUGCCUGGUUGAGGUCAGGUGACGAAAUGGCACAGAUGGCAAACGACCAUGGUCCGGACCUCAUGACAACCGAUCCUGUCCCAUCAGCUGAGGAUGAUUCUUCUUUCCCACCAGCUGAGAUUUCCUCUAUUUUCCCAGCAGCAGCAACAGCAGCCGUAGGCGAUCAAGGCGGAGGUUCCAGCGUGGAGGCUGCAGUGGCAUCUGAGGCGUCCAUCGACCCUGCCUUCGAGGCUGCUGUGGGACAUGAGGAGAUUCCAGCUGGUUAUGGUGAUGAUGAGCAGACAGUUGACAAACAGGCAGGUGACGAGCCUAUUGGUACCGAGUUCGGUGCUCCGCCUGUUCCCAGUGCCUGGUUGAGGUCAAUUGACCAACUGGCACCGAUGCUGAAUGACCAUGGUCCAUACCUUGUUGGGUCCGAUUUCAUGCCAGCCGUGGGAUCAGAGGAGGCUCCAGCAGGUGAUGCGCAUGGGCCCUUGUCAGUAGUCCAUGUUCCUCAGCCUGAAGAAGAAGAACCUGGGGAGGCGCCAACCGAAUCCCAGGGUGCUCCAUCCAAGCCUGAUGGUGUUGAUGCUGGUGUUCCUUUUCCCAAUGACCAUGGUCCCUACCUUCUGGGGUCCGAUCCCAUGCCAGCUGUGGGAUCAGAGGAGGCUCCUACAAGCGAUGAGCAUGGGCCCUUGCCAGUAGUUUAUGUUGCUCUGCCGGAAGCACCAGGCGGGGAAAAUCCCGCUGGUUCCCAGGAUGCUCCACCCAGGAAUUGAUAUUCCACCUGUUGGAAAUAAAAAUACAUGGUUAUGUAAGGUUGCCAUUGCCAACACCACCUUGGAAGGGAUUGCCUUUUGUCGAGUGUUGAGGGUUUGAUGUCAGCUUGCGCGCUUAUCAUGUUUCCUUGUGUGCAAAUUUCUAGUGGAGGCUAAGAGCUACU